CGUUAGCUACAUGAUAGCAAGGUCCCACAUGUAAUUUUUGUUAUAUUGAGGCGGUAGCUUUUCAGCAUUGCUCUUGGAUGAUUUUCCUUUACAUUUAUGAUUUUUUUUAGCUUUUCGUACUCUACACUUAGCUAUCCGUAACCGUAGUCAACCACAUAGGUAGUGAUAUGUGAAUUUUCAAAAAGGUGACCAGCCGGAACUCGAUAGAAGUACAUUGGGUGAGGAUUAACUAAUAUUGGAUAUUAAUAAUAAUGGAUAAAAGAACAGCGAAUCAUCUACAAGGUUAUUAUAAGUAUGAACGCAGUAUUAACAAGUACGUUAUUGCAGCUGAUACCGAGGUGCAUGAAGCUUACAAAAUAGCUCAAGAAAGGGGAGCACUUCCUCUUAACAGAACCAAGAUACUUCUCCUAGGCGACCACGCUGCCGGAAAGACUUCCACAUGCAGGCGUUUAAGAGGAAAAGAAUUUCGGCAUGAUGAGCCCAGCACAACAGGAAUCGAAACAAACAUUUUCAAAGCAAAAAUUAACGAUGUUAAUAGUAAAUGGUGUGAAGUAUCAAACACACCUCAAGAAGAUUAUGAAAGUUCAGCAGCAUGGUGGGCAGUAUCACACAUGCGGAAACGUGGUAUGAAAAAAUCCAAGAGGGCAGGUAGCCCGCCUGAUGUUAGUUUACAUUUCUGGCUACGAGAUCUGAUUGAAGAUAUAUUUCAUCAGAUAAUACUUAUUAUUCCCUCUUUAAUUACGUUUCUAACAGGUGGGUUUACUUUCGGAUUUGGACUGGUUGCAUGGAUUUAUAUUCUCUGCUUGAUGUGUGUAUUCGAUGUUCACACUGCGUACCGCUUUGGUUCCGGAUACACUAUCGAAAUGGUACUCAUAGACAGUGCAAUUAGCAUAGAUAACAUUCACAAAGAAAUGCAAGACACUGGAUUGGAUUGGAAUAAUAUGUCGUCAGUCCUGAUGGCUCUUAUGUAUGGACUAGUUGGCCUAAUUACCGGAGUGCUUAUGAGCGCAGGUUGUAGGGUUGGAGUUUGCAUAGCAUUUUGUAUAAUGGUUCAUCCUCAACAAAAAAAUGUUACCAUCGAUAAUGUUACAGAAAAGCUACUACUCAUCUACAGCAAAGUAUAUUAUAAUUUCUUAUUUUGUAUCAUUGCAUUUAUUACAAUAGUGAUUUUUAAAAAUGUUCAUACUAAGAUAUUAUCUAUGGGUCGAAAGAGUUGUAUAUCUUUUUUAAUAAUCAUUAUUCUUGUCAUCACACCUUUUAUACGAACGUCAUUAUGUCUACGCCUAUUUAUUAUUUUGUAUGUUGCUAUAGUUGUAUGUUUUACAAAAUUUGGAGUCAUUUUGGGGAGAAGAUUUGUUGUGUAUGAUUAUUUCAAUCAAAACUAUGUUAUAAAAAAAUCUAUUGGUUUUCUAACUGGGCUAUUUAUAGCUGUUAUUUGUGGAUGGGAAUUUGUAAAUUUAGGAAAUCUCUUCUUAAAUUAUAAACAGUCUUUUUCACGAUAUUUAUUCAGCGUAUUGCAAUUUCUCGUCCCUAUCAUUGCGUUUAUUGCAUACGAAUUGUCUGCCUAUAUGAGAGUAAAAUAUACAACAUCCAUACCAAUAACUCAUGUCAAACAAUCAGUGAAAGCAUGUAUUCGUAACGAAUCCUAUUUGGAUGCAAGACUGAGUUUAUGGGACUUUGCUGGGCAAGACAUGUACUAUAACACACAUCACCUCUUCAUGUCAAAACAGGGUGUGUAUCUCAUUGUUUUCAAUGCAGUUAAAGCGGUUAUGAACCCUGAGAAACAGAUUAAACGUCUGCAGUUCUGGCUACAGUCAGUUGCUAUGCACGCAGAGGUUGGAAAUGCUGUAGUCUUUCUUGUAGGAACAAGACGAGACAGUGUUGGUGACACAAAUGCUCUUUUGAAUAUUUUAAAUCUAGCAAGAGAACAUCUUUACAAGAUGUUUUCUAAGUGGCUUGCAUUUCAUCCGUCUGGAAGCCUUUUCUUUUUGAUCGAAAACGCAUUACAAGUGGACUGCCAACGAAAUCUUUUACGAGCAGCUAUCUACGACGAAAUACAGAAACUGACGUUUUUUCAGGAAACAUUUUCAAUAAAAUAUCUUUUAUUUAAUGAAUCUUUAAACAAGUUUCGCCUACAAAAGUGCAUUAUUACAAAAUUAGAAGAAAUUUCAGAAGAAGUAAAAUCAAGAUGCAAUAUAACGUCACAGAAUGAGUUGCGUCAAAUCUUAUGCUUCUUUGAUAGAUCUGGUGAUAUUAUAUACAACGAACGUGAUGAGGUACUCAGAAAGUUCGUCAUUUGUGAUCCUCAUAUGCUUGUAGACAUUUUGCAGUAUUUGGUAAAUGUGCCUGCACCUCAUAAGAGAAAUCGGACAGUAGCUGACUACUGGCAGAGUUUGAAAGAUUUAGGAAUCGUUGAUAGUAGAUUACUAGAGCAUAUCUGCCGACAAAAAGGAGUCUGGACGUUUUACCCUUAUGUUAUUCGUUUCUUAGUGGGAUCACACCUACUUUUCCCUCUUACUGUUACUGAUCAAGUCGAACAAGUCGGAACAUUUCUUCUUUCAUGUCGACUGCCGAAGAUUGCUUCAUUAUCAUCUAUCUGGAACGGGAAUGAUUGUUCACAAACUAUUCUUUAUUUUGAUUUUAGGGAAAUCAUUCCUGAAUUUAUAUUUUUGCGUCUCAUAGCUAAAUGUUGUGAAGUGUUUACUUGGGAUAAGAUCUACUACAAUGCGGCAAGAUUCAGGAUUAGCAAAUCAUCUCUUUUUGUUAUUAGCACAACAGUCAUUUCUGGAAGCAUUAAUUCAUACGAUCGAAAUCUGAUCAAAAUUGCUGUGCAUAAUGAAAACCAUGCAGAGUUUAUUAAUGUUGUACAGAAAAUGAUUAAUUUUACUGAAGAGAUAAUCAAUCGGGAUUUCAAUCCGGACUACUUCCGGAAUCAGUAUAUCUAUGGUCCUGAAUGCGAACAAUGCAGUUUGUUAGAUGGAACAAUGUGUUUGGUGAACCUCAUAACACCAGGGAAUGAUAUGUCUUCUUUGGACGGCUACAAGCCAGACCAUUACCAUAAGCUUACGUUUGAGAGAAAGUUCAGUUUAACGUGCAGUCGAUUAAUGAACAAUUAGGUCUGGGUAUCUUGCUUGCUGUCCAUUCAAAGAAAAAACCCAUUGCAGGGGUAUGUACAUUUAAACAAAGGAUGAAUAAUCACAAAAGCUCUAUAAGACACAAAUGUAAUCUACCUUAACACAUUAACGGACUUAGACACACCAAUAAUGAUAUGAGAUGCAUCAUUAUCAUUGUAGAUACCAACUUUAGGUCUCUCGGCGAAAGAUGUGUAGAGAUUAAAUAGAUUUUGAAACAACUUAAGACUUAUAAAAUAGGAGCUAAUAAGGACCGAAGUUUCGCUUAAGGCCCCAAAUUCACCAAAUAUAGUUUAGUUACUCUAUUGAAAGUUUAUAAACUUCUGUUUUUAUUUAUCAGUCAUCGCCACUUUCUUUCAUGAUCAUUUUUGGCUUAAUUAUUCCAGUCCCAUUCGAUAAUCGGUCAUUGUUUCCCUGGUGGGCAUCUUGUACAGGGAAAGAAUGUUCCCUUCUUGCCUACUACCAGACUCUUUACGUUCAAAAUUAUGAAUUAUUGUAAUUAUCUCCAAUACUUGGAUGUGAAUGUUCCUCUUCAUUUAGGCUCUAUUCAUUCUGACUUACAUUGUGUAUAAAUACAAUACCCAUGAUACC
Molecule: messenger RNA, 3722 nt
Organism: Anneissia japonica
Lineage: Eukaryota; Metazoa; Echinodermata; Crinoidea; Comatulida; Comatulidae
Exons: 3
Coding region: 252-3116 (954 amino acids)
Source: RefSeq, a predicted model, not a curated record